This is a messenger RNA of Naegleria lovaniensis, 963 nucleotides long. RefSeq lists its product as uncharacterized. The record is from RefSeq and is a predicted model, not a curated record. The coding region runs from base 1 to 963 and encodes 320 amino acids. The transcript is spliced from 2 exons. Lineage: Eukaryota; Heterolobosea; Eutetramitea; Acrasida; Naegleriidae. Gene Ontology annotation, molecular function: protein binding.
AUGAAUCUAUUCAAAUUAAAGAGUACAACAUCCACGCAUGAAUUUGUGCCAGAUGUCACACACAUCGCUAUCAAAAACUGGACCAGCGAGAAUUUCAAACAUUGGCUGAUGAGUGAAAAAUAUGACCAAAAAACUGUCAUUGAUGUCCUCAUGAAACAACAACUCACUGGAAAUGCCAUUCUCUGUUUAACCAAAGAUUUAACUGAAUUCAAAGUUCCAACAGGAGCUGCCAUUUCCAUUAUUGCCAAAUUGGACAAACUCAGACAAGAACAAGAAGAAUGGAUGCAACAACCUCAAACCAAACAACUCUUUUCCUUGUCCUAUCCGUCUGCAACAACCACAACAGAACCAUUUUCAAAUUCGGAAAAUCAUGAAUCUAUUUCUGUUGUGGAUUCUAAUGAGAAUGUUGAUUCACAAACUUCUCCGAGAGCAAUUCCAAAACAACCUCAAACUCCAACUGUUCAGCCCAUCAUUCAUCAUGCUGAACAAGAUCAUCCUGGGUCGAGCAUGCACUCACUGAGCGGUCAUUCCUCAACAAUUCAACAAAUUUCUCCCCGUAAUCAUCAUUGUGCUCAGGAAGAACAACUACACUCGACAGACAAAGUAAGUCCGAGAAGGGAUCAUCAUCCUAAACCUUUGCCAACACUUCCUCAUUCAGCAUCAUCUUCAACAAAACCAAAUACUCCAAUUCCUCCCAUGAAGAGAUCAAGUUCUGUUCAAGCGAAUGGGACCAAUCCAAACAACAACAGGCUGAAUUCUUUCAGCACUACAACGACGACCACUACGACUCAGCAACAACAACCCAUACUUCAACAGACUCAACAACAAUCUCCUCGACAGACCCCUCCUCAAUAUCAACCACCUCCACAACAAUCAAGUCCAACGAAUGUGCAACAAGACCACAAGAAUACGAGAUCAAAGAAAUUUGUAGAUGCUGGCUUCUUCCCUGAGGAUGAAUUGUAG